Messenger RNA from Ceratosolen solmsi marchali, 2340 nucleotides. It is a transcript of the gene TBC1D23, whose product is annotated as TBC1 domain family member 23. NCBI's taxonomy places the organism in Eukaryota, Metazoa, Arthropoda, Insecta, Hymenoptera, Agaonidae. The record is from RefSeq and is a predicted model, not a curated record. Gene Ontology annotation, biological process: retrograde transport, endosome to Golgi. Bases 160 to 2193 code for a protein of 677 amino acids. Gene Ontology annotation, cellular component: trans-Golgi network. The transcript has 9 exons.
CGACGAGGACGACGGUGACGGUAUUGCCGCCAUUCUUCUCUCGGAAAUUCGCGAAAGCGCGGAUGGUGCUCGUCACGAAGGGUCUUCCUCGUAGUGUCAACGCGCAUGCAGCUGGUGCGUAGCAGCGACGGGCUCCCGCAGUCCUGACGUCCUCUCAAUAUGGCACUUAAAGAUGACGAGAACACUUGGAUUUUAGAAUUAGAAGCUGCGCUUUUGGAUACCGAAGCACCUUCCGCGUCGGAUAUAUAUGCCAUCUGCCAAGGUCAGCCAGUGCCAGCAAAUUUGAGGCCCGAUGUUUGGCAGGCUUGUUUAGAUGUCAUCGACCGUGGGAAUCAGUUGAUCCAUUUUAAUGAAGUGUUUGAUCUUCCGGAGCAAAAUAUUAUAAGAGAGGAUUGUCAGCAACUAGUUAAUAAACUUGGAAACGACGACGAAGAUAAGGUGUCAGUUGUUUCCGACCUAGAAUCAAUUAUAACCUUCUAUUGUAAAAAUAGAGGUAAGCGAUAUGAAAGGGGUAACAGUUGGCUCGAGUUAUUAGGCCCACUGAUAGCUCUAAAAUUACCUCGUUCCGCUACCUACAAUUUAUUUGAGGCCAUCAGAGAUAUUUAUAUUCCAAGAGGUGAUACGCAUAGUGCGGUAUUAAGACUACUAUUGCUUUAUCACGAGCCAGAAUUGUGUUCCUUUUUGGACACAAAAAGAGUAUCACCUGACCAGUACACCAAAGGAUGGAUAAGUACUCUAUUUGCGGGGGUGUGCUCGUUACCAGCAAUAUCCACUAUGUGGGAUUUGUAUUUCAUGCAAGCUGAUCCGUUUUUCAUGAUGUUCCUUUCGCUCAUUAUGGUGAUCAAUGCCAGGGAACAAAUUUUAAGCAUGAAAGAUGAGAAUAAACAGAGCAUCAUCGAUGCUUUAGCCGCAAUGCCUUGUGCCUUGGAAGCUGAAGAUGUUACCGAUUUCUGCUCUUUAGCACAAUAUUAUGCCAUGAAAACGCCUUCAUCUUUUAAAUUGGAUUUAUACUCUAUUAUGUUUGGAGAGGGCGGAGACGAAAAACUUAUAACACACGCACUAUGUUUACCAGUUUCUGCUCAAGAAUUAGUCGAGAAUUCAGUGGAAGUUUCAUCGCUGCCUAAUGCACCUGCGGAGGCUGUAAGAUUCUUUUUAGUCGAUUGUAGACCAGCAGAACAGUACAAUGCGGGUCACUUGCCAACGGCAUUUCAUCUUGAUUGUAACUUGAUGCUUCAAGAACCAGCUGCGUUCACAACGGCUGUUCAAGGAUUAUUGCAAGCCCAACGACAAGCUUUAGCAGUCGGAUCUCAAGCAGGUGGUGAACAUUUGUGUUUCCUUGGUAGUGGACGUCAAGAGGAAGAUCGAUAUACUCAUAUGGUUGUAGCAUCAUUCCUACAGAAACAUACUCAAUAUGUUAGUAUGGUUGUCAAUGGCUAUCAAGCGAUUCAUGAAUAUUUCGGUGAUGAAGUAGUAUCCAGUCUUAUUGACCACAAUUCUCAAUUUUGCUUAGUUUGUAAUACCAAUUUGUCGGAGGAAAAUUCCAAUGAAACAAGUCCAAUGAGAAUAAAGAAUAAUAAUUGUGAUCUUUUGGGCAAGAUAGGACAAGCUAUGAAAUUAAAAAGUCAAGAAAUGAAGGGAAAACUUUUUGAUUAUAUUGUUAAUCCAUCAGUGAGUGCCAAUAAUAGCGGAGAGAAAAAAAGUGAUAAAAGUACAGAUCCAAGCAGAAAGGAACGAAUCUCUCGACCUGUUUUUAGUAUUGACGACGAUCAAGAACUUGAUAUGACAAUUGCAACUACUCAAAAGGAAGAACCUAUUGAAGUAGUUUCUAUACAACAGUGGCUUAAAGAUCCUAAUUUAAUACGUUCCUUCAAAUGUAUGCAGGUCAAGGUUAACGGUUAUGUCUAUGAGAGCCAUCUUCUGGUAACCGAUACUCAUAUUAUAGUUCUGAGAGAGAUUCAAGGUCGAGAAGGAGCAGCACACGUGAUUGUAAACCGCCCUUUAUCGAGUAUAUUUAUAAUAUUAUCUCGAAAAAGACAACCCGAUUUAAUUACUUUGAAAUAUCGUUCAGAACAGUCGGAAAAUGUAAUUAUUUCAGAUAUGGAUAGAUUUCUUAUUCCAAAUGCAAAUGAAGCUAUAAAACUAAUUGCCCAUCAAAUAAUGAAACAUCUUAAAGUCGAUACAAAAUCUGAAUAAUAAAUUAUAAUAUUAAAAGUUAUGCAUAAUAGUUGUAAUCAAUUUGAGCAUUAUUAAUGUAUAACAAUGUUCGUGAGAUUUAUUUAUAUACAAGAGUGUAAAGAAACCAUUUAUUCCAAUGGAAAUAGAAAUUUAUGAAUUUUUUUA